Messenger RNA from Neopsephotus bourkii (Bourke's parrot), 2358 nucleotides. RefSeq names its product cell wall biogenesis 43 C-terminal homolog (gene CWH43). NCBI's taxonomy places the organism in Eukaryota, Metazoa, Chordata, Aves, Psittaciformes, Psittacidae. Gene Ontology annotation, biological process: GPI anchor biosynthetic process. The transcript is spliced from 17 exons. The coding region runs from base 28 to 2133 and encodes 701 amino acids. Gene Ontology annotation, cellular component: endoplasmic reticulum. The record is from RefSeq and is a predicted model, not a curated record.
AGCCGAACCGAGCCGAGCCGUGGAGCCAUGUUCCACCUGUGGAAGGCCGUUCUCGCGGAGAGCCUCCUGGGCUAUAUUUCUUGGUCUCUUUACCAUGCCCUGCCACCAAUGAUUUAUUACUUCCCCCUUCAGACACUGGCACUCACAGGUCUGGAAAGUUUUGCUGUUGCCUUCUUUUCUCCAGUAUUCUUGAUAAUUGGCCCUUUUUGGAGGUGGGCUAACAAUAAGUACAUCCUAGCCCUUCUGAGACUCGCUACGGUUGGAAGCUUAGCAUCAUACCAGGCACCAAAUGCUCCAAUUAGACUAGUCAUCUUGGCUGCAGGUGUUUCCUCCUCAUUGCUGGUUCAAACAGUAACAUGGUGGUCAGGAAACAGUUUACAAAGGUUCAUCAGGAUAUGGGGCUUCAUGCUAGGCAAAAUAAUGCUCCUUGUUCUUCGCAUCUGGUAUACAUCACUAAACCCGGUGUGGAGCUCACAAGCUGCCAAUACUGUCAUAAUGGCAAUUGGUUUUAUAGCAGCAGUGGAGCGAAUUUAUUCAGAUGGAGACAAGAGGAAACAAGAAGCAAAGAAAACUGGUAAUGCAGUUAGAGAGACAGUUUCCCACCCUCGUUGGCUGUUGUCAGGGAUUGCUUUUGGCAGUCUCAUGUUCCUCACCCUGUGGAUAUUUGGGGAGGUCUCAUUAAUUUCUAGAUGGGCAGUAAGUGGACAUCCACAUGCAGGUCCAGAUCCUAAUCCAUAUGGAGGUACAGUUCUGUUGGGCCUGGCUCAUGGGCUGAUGCUUUCAUUUUGGAGCUGGUCUUCUGCCACCAGUUUUGCUUGGUUUCUUGUAGGUUUAGCAUCUUCAGCUGGUCUUCUUUAUUUACACACCUGGAGUGCUGCUGUUGCAGGCAACAUUCUUGCUGUCUUUACUAUGUGCGUGUGGCCUCAACUGGCUGGCCACUUUGCUAGCUGUCUGCACCCUGGGAAAGCCAUGACUACUGCUAUGUUUGCCUACGUUCUUGAAUUAUUCUUUUGUGUAUGGUGUACAGCUUAUAAAUUUGUACCUGGAGGAAUUUAUGCUAGAGAAAGCUCCCAUCUUCUUUUAGGGUUUAUAAUGUUAUGUAUUGGGAUAGACUUUCUAACAGUACCCAAGAAAGAUCUCAGCUCUAUCUUUGAAGUGAAAAGCAGCCAAAAGCCACUAUUCAGAAAGAGUAAAACCUUUAUUAAAAUAUUAUUGUGGCUGUUUGUUGGUGUUGGUUUGCUAGGAUUGGGUCUGCGUUAUAAAACUUACCAGAAGAAGCUGGGCCAAGGGGUUCCCAAAAGAGACUUCUCUGCUAUGAUCUGGCCUUUUAGAUUUGCAUAUAACAAUGAAGGAUGGUCUAAUUUGGAAGGAUCAGCUGAUCUGCUUAAUCAGACAGGUGCUGAUUUUAUCACUAUUAUAGAGAGUGAUGCCUCCAAACCAUUCAUUGGGAACAAUGAUCCAACAAUGUGGCUGGGAGAAAGGCUAGGAUUUUACACAGACUUUGGUCCAAGCACAAGAGAUCACACUUGGGGGAUUAUGGCGCUGUCACGGUAUCCAAUUGUAAAAUCUACCCAUCACCUCCUUCCGUCUCCAGAGGGAGAGAUUGCACCCGCCAUCUCCAUGACUGUCAACUUCACAGGGAAACUGGUUGAUUUUGUUGUCGCCCACUUUGGAAAUGAAGAGGAGGACUUAGACAGGAAACUCCAGGCUAUAGCUGUUUCAAAUAUAUUGAAGACUAGCUCUAAGCAAGUAGUUUUUCUAGGAUACAUCACUUCAGCUCCUGGAUCCAGAGAUUAUACUGAAUUAAUAGAAAAUGGAAAUGUCCAGGAUAUUGACAGUACAGAUCAUGACAGAUGGUGUAGCUAUAUUAUGUAUCGAGGAGUAAUAAGGUUGGGCUAUGCCCGCAUAUCUCAUGCUGGUUUAAGUGAUUCAGAAGUCCAGAUGGCCAAAUUUAGGAUCCCAGAUCACUUGGAUAGCUAUGUUGACAAUGACAGAAUCGUCACUGAUCCUAGCCAAGUUCCUGAGGACAUCCAUUUCAAUCCUAGGUUUGGAUCUUAUAAAGAUGGACAUAAUUAUGAACAUAUUCAUCACUUUCAUAUGAGCACUCCUAAAUAUUUUAAACAGAUAAAUUAGAAUGAGAAAGUAAUAGAUCACUGGGACCAAUAAAAAAGGGCAUUAGACACUGCAAUGCUUUUACAAAGGGAAGAGUAAAGUACCUCCGAAUAGUUAUUGUUAUGAGACUCAGAAGAACGCACUGCAGGAGAGUUAAAAGCAAGCAUGCUCAACGUGAGAAGGUUUCUGAGAAGAAAGUUGAUUGUAUUUUUUUUUAUAUAUACAAAUAAAUAAAACAAAAUGGCA